AUGGGGUUCCAGCCGAGCCCAGCGCUGCUGGCCUCCCUCGGGGCGGGGCUGCUGACGCUGCUCGGCCUGGCUCUGGGCUCCUACUUGGUGCGGAGGUCCCGCCGCCCACGGGUCACUCUCCUGGACCCCGAUGAGAAGUACCUGCUGCGGCUGCUGGAUAAGACGACUGUGAGCCACAACACCAAGAGGUUCCGAUUUGCCCUGCCCACCGCCCAGCACAUUCUGGGGCUGCCUGUGGGCAAACAUGUCUACCUCUCAGCCCGAAUCGAUGGCAGCCUGGUCAUCAGGCCGUACACUCCUGUCACCAGUGAUGAAGACCAAGGCUAUGUGGAUCUUGUCAUCAAGGUCUACCUGAAAGGUGUGCACCCCAAAUUUCCUGAGGGAGGGAAGAUGUCUCAGUACCUGGACAGCCUGGAGAUUGGGGAUGUGGUAGAAUUUCGAGGGCCGAGUGGGUUGCUCACUUACAUGGGGAAAGGGAAUUUUAGCAUUCAGUCCAGCAAAAAGUCUCCACCAGAGCUCCGAGUGGUGAAGAGACUGGGCAUGAUCGCCGGCGGGACAGGAAUCACCCCGAUGCUUCAGCUGAUCCGGGCCAUCCUGAAAGACCCCGCAGAUCCAACCCAGUGCUCUUUGCUUUUUGCCAACCAGACUGAAAAGGACAUAAUCUUACGGGAGGACUUGGAGGAGCUGCAGGCCCAAUACCCCAGUCGCUUUCAACUCUGGUUCACUCUGGAUCAUCCCCCAGCAGAUUGGGCCUACAGCCAGGGCUUUGUGACUGCGGACAUGAUCCAGGAGCACCUGCCUUCCCCGGGGGACGACGUGCUGCUGCUUCUCUGUGGGCCUCCCCCAAUGGUGCAGCUGGCCUGCCACCCCAACCUGGACAAACUGGGCUACUCUCAAAAGAUGCGCUUCACCUACUGAUCGUCCCCUGGCUUCCCUGGUCCCGUUCCCGGCAAUGUUCCUGGUCAGUGCUCGCAUGCUGUAAGUCCUUGAUCUCUUUCCUGGAAGGGUAAGCCUCUCGUCCUUCUCUGAAGCUGAAAUCUGAUGGUACCUACAGGAACAGCAUCCUUGUAGCCCUGGAGAGAGCUAGGCCGAGGCGUUCCCUGGAAGGCCCCCCAAAUCUCCCUGUGACAAAAGGUCCAGGUCAGGCCAUGGAGCAGUCUCUUCCAUGGGUCAGGAAGAAGGAAGCAUGUACCUUCGUCCCAAGCCUGGCUAUUUCCUGGGUAGCAUCACACUCUUCUUUGUCUGUGUUGAAAGGAACAACCUAUGUAAUGGGUUUUACUUACUACUCGGUGCUUAACUGGUAGCAGAUUCUGUGAGUGCAAGUUGAGCAGACUUCUAAAGCUAAUCUUACAGAGGCUGCAGGAAAGGAGCAGGUGGUUUCUUCAGACCUGCAGGCCUCAGAGAGAGGAAUCUCAAAUAUGUAUUUGCAUGUCUGUCUCUUUCUGCCCAGCCCAGGCUAGAGGGAAGUGGCUACCCACAGUCUGAGACUGCUGCUUGUGGCAGGAACCUCUGGCUAUGCAAAUAAAUGGGCCAAGGCCCCAGUGUUAUACCUA
This is a messenger RNA of Myotis davidii, 1553 nucleotides long. Its product is annotated as NADH-cytochrome b5 reductase 1. Gene Ontology annotation, cellular component: mitochondrion. Gene Ontology annotation, molecular function: FAD binding; oxidoreductase activity. The record is from RefSeq and is a predicted model, not a curated record. The transcript is spliced from 9 exons. Bases 1 to 918 code for a protein of 305 amino acids. NCBI's taxonomy places the organism in Eukaryota, Metazoa, Chordata, Mammalia, Chiroptera, Vespertilionidae.